AUGGCCACAACCAAAGACAAGAAGAAAGACCUCCGAAAGCACAUCAAAUCCCUAACCUCCAGCCUCCCGGAAACCGAAACCUCCACCCAAUCUCAGAAAGUCCGGGACAUACUCAUCAACCUUCCGCAAUAUCAGAACGCCUCCCGCCUCUCCAUCUAUCUCUCAAUGCCCAAAGGAGAACUCCAAACCGAUGGCCUGGUCCAACACGCUCUCACCUCCGGCAAACAAGUCUUCGUCCCCUACCUCUCGGGCUCCGGUCGGUCAAGUACAAUGGACAUGCUGCGCCUGCAGUCGCUAGAGGAAUUCCACUCAUUGCCUCGAGACGACUGGGGCAUCCCCACUCUCCCAUCUGCCACCAUCGGGGAGCGGGAGAACGCAGCGGGUGGCAAGGGGCUGGUGGAGAUUGAGGAGAUUGAAGCACGGUAUGGCCCCGAGGCACAGCAGGCGGGAUACGCUACGGAUCCGGGCAGGAAGGAUGGCGAGGGCACGUUGGAUUUGAUUGUCAUGCCGGGCGUGUGCUUUGAUUACGGCUUGAGUAGGCUGGGGCAUGGAGGGGGUUACUAUGAUGGCUUUUUGACGCGCUUCUCGGGCGAUGGGACGAGGAAGCCGUUUUUGGUUGGACUAUGUCUGGCGGAGCAGCUGCUCGCAAUGGGACAGGAAGUGCCGACUACCAACUCGGACUGGAUCGUCGAUGCCCUCGCGGUGGGAGACGGCAGGUUGCUGACUUUGGACGAUUGA
Molecule: messenger RNA, 738 nt
Organism: Neohortaea acidophila
Lineage: Eukaryota; Fungi; Ascomycota; Dothideomycetes; Mycosphaerellales; Teratosphaeriaceae
Product: 5-formyltetrahydrofolate cyclo-ligase
Exons: 2
Coding region: 1-738 (245 amino acids)
Biological process (GO): folic acid-containing compound biosynthetic process; tetrahydrofolate interconversion
Cellular component (GO): mitochondrion
Molecular function (GO): 5-formyltetrahydrofolate cyclo-ligase activity
Source: RefSeq, a predicted model, not a curated record